AUGUCAGGCCACCAAGACCUCGCAACUAUGCCUAAGCCAAAAAUUGUUCUUUACGCGGAAGCACUGACCCACAUCGGGCAACUGACUCUGCAUGCUUCACUUCAAACAGAAAAGAACGAGCACACGAAAAUCCUGCUCUCCUCAGAUAAGAAAGUCAUUACCGCCAUUCACGAUGGGGAAUCGUCCAGCAUCUAUCUCCCGACCCAGAUUUCUGGCACGGCUCACGUCACGUUCCCCAUUGACAAGAGGACGGAAAUAUCGACUCGCUUGCAGAUAGACGACGUUGGGCAGCUCAAGCCUACGAGUGAGGGACUGAGCGACGUUGAAGCCCCGUGGUCUGCAGUCAGCCUGCAGGGACAUAGUUCCAUUUACUGCAGCCAAUGCGAUGCUGCUCUUCUGGUGACGGACAAAGUCACGACCUGGAAAGAUUUGCCAAGCGAAAACUGGGCCGAGUUGAUGGACUUUUGGUUCUGCCAUAAGCCUCACAACAAGCACUCUCCUCAUGAUCAUGCAGCCGCCAGCAACCUCUCUGCAAAGGGUAAAGUCACUCCCUCUCCCGGCGUGGGUUUAGUGGAUACGGUUUCUUUCCUGUUGUGCGCAGAAGAUUGUGCAAGCAUUGAGGUGACCAAGGACCCCACAAAGGAAGGCGUCGAUAUCCUUCGAUGUGUUUCUUGCAAAAGCAGCCUCGGAUCUGGUGCAGAGGACGAGAAAAGCUGCCGCCUCUAUAAGUCCAGGCUGGCAGUGAUCCCAGAACCAGGUCAAGCUCCGGAAAGAUUUCCCGCGGCUGUCUUCCUGACCGCGCAGCUACUGUCCCUAAUUGGGAGCUCGGUGAAUCGCAGAGUUGUCGUCCACGACGACAAGCAAUCUGACUCCGAGCACGAUCGUCCAGGUCUUCUCCUUUGGAUCUUCAACCCUGAUAUCUACUAUUCCAGCAGCAAACGUGGACCGACAGCACACCGCGCUAUGAAGGUAUUCUAUAAAUCUCUUCCUCACCCGGAGGAGUUUCUGGACGGUGCCGGUUCAAACUGCGAAGAGCUUGUUGUUCCCAACGAGGAUUUUUGUGAAUUCGAGCAGACCUUGAAAGAAAGCACAGAUAUCCUCCCUCCAUCGGCGCGAAAAUUCCAGGACUGGGACGUCGGUCUUCUGGACCGGUGGGAAAAGAAUGCGACAGGUUCCGCCAAAAUGGACGAAAACCCAUUGAAUAAGAAAGUGGAAGAAGGAUUCGAACUGUUCAAGUUGCCUGCCGGAAUGCAGGAACUUUAUCUCUAA
Fonsecaea multimorphosa CBS 102226 is the source of this 1269-nucleotide messenger RNA. RefSeq lists its product as uncharacterized. The record is from RefSeq and is a predicted model, not a curated record. Bases 1 to 1269 code for a protein of 422 amino acids. Lineage: Eukaryota; Fungi; Ascomycota; Eurotiomycetes; Chaetothyriales; Herpotrichiellaceae. Gene Ontology annotation, biological process: protein polyubiquitination; proteasome-mediated ubiquitin-dependent protein catabolic process; protein autoubiquitination. The transcript has 2 exons. Gene Ontology annotation, cellular component: nucleus; ubiquitin ligase complex; cytosol. Gene Ontology annotation, molecular function: ubiquitin conjugating enzyme binding; cyclin binding; ubiquitin protein ligase activity.